UUGGGCUGAUCAUUAAUAGGGCAAUAGAAAAAGAAACUCAGUUUGAACUUCACCUGGAGCAUUUGGUCUCCCCUUCUCCCCACAUUAAGAAGGAGGGGGAUGUUUACCUGCCCUCUGCUGCACUCCAAGGUCUCCCCUAUGAAGGCAACUUGCUGGAUCCUGGCAGGUCUUUACCUGCUUUCCUGCUGCAAGGCAGAAGAGGGACUGAACUUCCCCACUUAUGAUGGGAAAGACCGAGUGAUCGACCUGAACGAGAAGAACUACAAGCAGGCCCUGAAGAAGUAUGACAUGCUCUGUCUGCUCUUCCAUGAGCCGGUGAGCUCUGACAAGGUCUCCCAGAAGCAGUUCCAGAUGACAGAGAUGGUCCUGGAGCUGGCGGCCCAGGUCCUGGAGCCCAAGAGCAUUGGCUUCGGGAUGGUUGACUCCAAGAAGGAUGCCAAACUUGCCAAGAAGUUAGGCUUGGUUGAAGAGGGAAGUCUCUAUGUCUUUAAGGAAGAGCGGUUGAUUGAAUUUGAUGGGGAACUGGCCACAGAUGUCUUGGUGGAAUUCCUCUUGGAUGUGCUAGAAGACCCUGUGGAGGUCAUAAACAGCAAGCUGGAGCUUCAGGCCUUUGACCGAAUCGAUGAGGAAAUCAAACUCAUUGGCUACUUCAAAGGAGAAGACUCUGAACAUUACAAAGCAUUUGAAGAAGCUGCUGAACACUUCCAGCCCUACGUCAAGUUCUUUGCCACCUUUGACAAAGGGGUUGCCAAGAAGCUAGGUCUGAAGAUGAACGAGGUGGACUUCUAUGAACCAUUUAUGGAUGAGCCUGUUCACAUCCCUGAUAAGCCUUACUCAGAAGAGGAGCUGGUUGAAUUUGUGAAGGAGCACAAAAGGGCCACCUUGCGGAAGCUGCGCCCAGAGGACAUGUUUGAGACAUGGGAGGAUGACAUGGAGGGAAUUCACAUCGUGGCCUUUGCAGAAGAAGAUGACCCAGAUGGGUUUGAGUUCCUGGAAGUCCUGAAGCAGGUUGCCAGGGACAACACCGAUAAUCCUGACCUGAGCAUUGUCUGGAUUGACCCUGACGACUUCCCUCUGCUCAUCACCUACUGGGAGAAGACCUUCAAGGUUGACCUGUUCAAGCCACAGAUCGGGGUGGUGAACGUCACAGAUGCUGACAGCAUCUGGAUGGACAUCAGAGAUGAUGAUGACCUGCCCACAGCAGAGGAGCUGGAGGACUGGAUAGAAGAUGUGCUUUCUGGGAAGAUAAAUACUGAAGAUGACGAUGAUGAUGAUGAUGACGAUGACGAUGAUGAUGACGAUGAUGAUGAUGAUGACGAUGAUGAUGACGACGAUGACGACGAUGAUGAUGAUGAUGAUUAACUGUGACUCUGUGCAGUUUGACUUGUGGGGGCCCAGAGCCCUCCCCUUUCGGCAGGUCCCUCCAUUGGAAGGCCUGUGCUUGAGCAUCAGCAAGCACCGAUGCUCUUCUUUGCCCCCUGCCCUGCUCCCCCUGCCCCUGCCUCUGCCCUUGCUGGGACCCCCCAGCCUGAUUCUCAGUGGUGCUGAGCCACCAGGACUGCCCCUGCAGGCACCCAGCACCGCUGCAAAUCAUGCCUCCUUAGAAAGGACAAUAGGAAUCUGCCCUGAGCAUCCCAGGGUGAGAGAAAAGUGCCUGCCUGCUCACUGCCAGAGGAACACAGGAAGCCAUGUUGUGUUUUCCAUGCUCAUCGGCCCAGCACUUAACAUCCAAAGACCAAAUCUCACUUCAAGACACAGGGAAGGCCACUGUGACGUUUAGUCCUUUUAUUAAACACAAUGAAUACCCUUUGCAGCUUACUCUGCCAAGACCACUCAAUCCUGCAGGUUCUGCUGCAGGAGUCUGUAGCUGCUCACUAACAGCUUAAGAGCAGCAAAAAGCUUUGGGAAAGGAGAAGGGGUUUAGAUUCUAUUUAAGUUUUCAGUGAUUCCACAUAAUGACAGGAUA
Molecule: messenger RNA, 1966 nt
Organism: Melopsittacus undulatus (budgerigar)
Lineage: Eukaryota; Metazoa; Chordata; Aves; Psittaciformes; Psittaculidae
Gene: CASQ2
Product: calsequestrin 2
Exons: 11
Coding region: 100-1362 (420 amino acids)
Biological process (GO): regulation of cardiac muscle contraction by regulation of the release of sequestered calcium ion
Cellular component (GO): sarcoplasmic reticulum lumen; Z disc
Molecular function (GO): calcium ion binding
Source: RefSeq, a predicted model, not a curated record